Molecule: messenger RNA, 4807 nt
Organism: Strongylocentrotus purpuratus (purple sea urchin)
Lineage: Eukaryota; Metazoa; Echinodermata; Echinoidea; Camarodonta; Strongylocentrotidae
Product: synaptobrevin-like
Exons: 5
Coding region: 122-436 (104 amino acids)
Biological process (GO): vesicle fusion; vesicle-mediated transport; SNARE complex assembly
Cellular component (GO): plasma membrane; SNARE complex
Molecular function (GO): syntaxin binding; SNAP receptor activity
Source: RefSeq, a predicted model, not a curated record
UCAAAGGUCACACUAGGGCAAACCCGGAUGAGUGACGUCAUUCAUAAAACUCGCCAUCUUUUGGGUCUCAUCUGUAUAUAAUUUGUAGGUGUGUGAAAACACCCCCAGAAAAUUCAUCAAAAUGGCUGCACCACCACCACCACAACCAGCGCCCUCCAACAAGAGGUUACAACAGACUCAAGCACAAGUAGAUGAGGUUGUGGAUAUUAUGAGAGUAAAUGUUGACAAAGUUCUUGAGCGAGAUCAGGCGCUAUCAGUCUUGGAUGACCGUGCAGAUGCCCUCCAGCAAGGAGCAUCACAGUUUGAGACGAAUGCUGGCAAACUCAAACGGAAGUACUGGUGGAAAAACUGCAAGAUGAUGAUCAUCCUAGCAAUUAUUAUCAUUGUCAUUUUAAUAAUCAUUAUCGUCGCUAUCGUGCAAAGCCAAAAAAAGUAACACACACAGGGAACCAGCUUUAGCACCAUCAAAGGAAAAAAAAGGAAUAUCUCAACAAGUCAUCUUCCCCUGGCCGACUCCGACGCAUCUCCGCAAGGUCAAAGGUCACCCCGCUCAUUUGUCCCAGGUGAAAGGUCAUCAGCUGCACACUGAACCUUGAGAGGCAAAUAUCCUGUGAAUCGACCAUCUCUACAUUUCUGUAAACUUUUACGGGGAAAGUCUAUUUUUAAUAAGGUAACCGGUGUAUUUAAAAGGAAUGGUAGUUAUCCUUUAAGAUGUUAUGGGAAGGACUAAUCUUAAUCUCUCAUUUUAAGUUUGACUAAUCCCUUUCAGAUCAGUUUCAUCAAAAGUUUCAUGGCCCGUAGCAGAAAUUAAAAAAAUAUCAUAGUAUAUCAGGCCAACCAUAAUGAGUAUGGUUUCAAUGUCAUUAUUAUUGUUGUUAUUAUAUCAUUCAUAUAAUUAUUGUAAGUGAUUACUAUUCAUUAUCAUUGAUAAUAUUAUUGUUGAGAACAGUACAUACCCAUUUUGAAAAGGGGCUCAGAAAAUAGAGAAAAGGCAGUACCAAUGCAAAGACUUUGUGAAUUAUCUGCACAUGAUUUAUAGGCGUUCGGCAUCCUAACUCUUUAUUUCAAUGCUCGAAGCGGGUAUUUUUAUCACAAACCUGCGCAGAAUAUUGCCAAAUUACGAGUGGAAAUUUUUUUUGGAAUUGGGACAGUGAACAAAUAAAUAUCAUUUUGGCUGCUAUCUGUAAUUCUUGACCAUAUUUCCGGAGCAUAAUAUGAUAUGGUUGUGCAGAAGCACUGCAUGCUCUCUGCCGAGCGUUAGUAAGGCAUUAACUUCCAUGAGGUUAACAGCCUUCUGACUAUCAACGGAUGAAACGUGCAAUCGUGCAUGCACAGUGUCAGCCAGAUUGAAAUGCAAAUGAACAUUGGAAAUGCAAAUUAAAAAAUGAGAUCCGUACCACACAUUUGGAGAAGACUAAACAACUCCAUCUCUCUUAUUUGAAGUUAACAGGGCUGAAUCUUUGAAAUAGUUUGAAUAGAAUCGGUAUGAAAUCGAUAUGCUGUGUUAUUAAACAAAAACAAAAAGUAAUGGUGGUUAACUUUAACAAGGUAUGACAUAUAUUCCAUACGUGGCCCUCUUGAAUGAAAUAAUUAUUCUAAAUUCUUUACUUUCUGAGCCCUUUUUUAAGACAUUCGUUGUAAUUUGUAGAUUGUAGCGCAUAUAUUUGUAAUAAAUCAAUAAAAAGACAAUGAAACAAAUUUGUGGUUAUUGUAUGACGGCGAAAAAAAGGGAAAUUUUAGCUACGUUAUUCUGUGUAUAGCAGUAACGAUUCGUUAUUUAGAAAAUACAUGUUAUUUAAAUAAGAGAAGAGAAAUUUAAGCAUGUAUGUGAAUUGUAUGUAUAUAUUCUCCUUUAAAUCUGCAAUCCAAAUAACUAUAUGUAAAGUGUCUUUUGUUUUAGUAUAUUCAAUGUUAGAUUUGUAUCUUCAACAAACAGAUUAUUGUAUAAUUGGUGUUAACCAAGAAAAAACACCACACCCUAUUAUAUAUUGGUACAAACAGAAUGUUCUGGUAAUUUUUAUUGCAUUAUUAAAAAUUUAUUAUAUAGUAUGUGUUGCCGUAUCUAGUAAGUAUGCAACUUGUUUAGCAUCGUGUAGAUAAUAUUUACGAUAUGAUUUGACUCUUUCAAGAAUUUGUUUUCUUCUCAAAAAAAUUUGUAUUAAGCUUCACAUACUAAUGUUAACUCAUUUGACAUUCAGGGUGUUUUUCUCUCACUUUUUUCGUUUUCAGUAAGAAAUGGUAGAUACAGGCUUUUCUUCCCAUUAUAGAAGCAUAAGUGCAAUAAAUGCAUAAUCUAUUAAAUGGAUAGUGAUAAAAUAGUACUUUAAAGGAUUUGUCAUUCAAAAAGCGUAUUGGGGAUAUGAAAAACAUCUGAUUUAUGACAAAAAUAUUUACCAAACUUUUGAUUCCACAUUCAUUUUUCUUUUCUCCCCAUGCUGAUUAGACAUUGUUUAUUGGUUAUAUGGCAUUGAAAACUUGUCAUGAUUCCAGAUAUUACUGAAAUUGCUGCCUCAUAAAAUGGCAAAUUUAUGGCACACAUGUCAACUGUAAAACAAUAAAGUAAAGCAAACGUUGUGUAACAAUGUCGCACAAGCAUUUUUAUGUAGAAUGCAAGUUGUAUUCACCUAUCGACAUGCAGGCACUAUAAUCUUUGAGCUAAAAGUUGUCAUCUGUGUAAUUAUACUCCUCACAAAAAAUAGCAUACAAAAGCAUGAUUAUAAAUUGUGUUGUUAUGACUUUAUUACAAAAAAAAUGUUGUUCCUUGUUGGAAACUUAUUUUUACAUUCCAUUCACUAAUUUUGCAAGUUUAAAUAUCUUCUUGAAGCAGCAUCCCUGCCAAUGAACCAUGGAAUGUUUAACGAUGCAUCUACAAAGUGAUAAAGUCCUAAAUUAUCAACACAAAAUAAAUCCCUUACUCUGUAUGUUCAAAUUAAUAUAAAUCAAAGAAUUCUUGUUGAAUUCUUUGCAAGUUUAUACAGUGAAUAUAAGAUGUGAUGCCAUCUCAAAAACUCUGUCCUACUGAAACUAUAUGUGAUUGAACUGUGAUGCAAAAAGUACUUUGUUGCCAAGCUGUAUACAAGCUACAACCCUUUACUCUGUUCAUACAAUGAUUUUAAACCGUUGUACGAUCCAUCUGGUCUGAAUGAACCACCGGUGUGAAUGAGGAUUGUGGGGAUGUAGCCCUGGGUCUCUGCCCUUGUUUCACAAAACCAUCAGAAGUAAGAGUUUGCCGACAUCCCAUUGAAGCUUGUGAACAACGUUUCAUGGGAUGUGAGCAAACUUGUACAAAUGAUGGUUUCGUGAAACAACGCCCAGAUGGAUUUGACACCGGAUUUAAUUCUGGGCAGGAAGAGGGUCGUAUUAACAUUCCAUCUCAAAGUCUAUUUCUUUGCGUGGCAGAAGACUAGCAUUAGUUUAUUUUUUCAAGUUUCCGCUCUUGUAUUAUAAAAACAAACAAACAUGUAUACAUAUAUAUUGAAGAUAUUGAAAAAAUUCUACUAGAGAUGACUAGAAGUUUGAAUUGGUGGAGAUUGUGUAAAGUUCCGUUUUUGGUUGAUUUUAUUUUUCCUGUGUUACAUUAUGUUACUCCAUGCUAGAAAUUGAUUUGAUAUUUAAAAGAGGAUUUUUCUUUCUUCAGAGUGUCCCCCGUUGGCUUUAAAAAAAAAUGUAAUUAUUUUAUAGAGCAGACGUGAUCUUGCUUAUUGUUAAUGUGUGGCAGACUGGCAGUAGCAUAUUAUUCCUGGGAGCUCGUAAGAAAUUGGAAAAUUGGGGAUUUGGAAGCUUAGAAGGCACAUUUUGGGCGGAUGAGAGGAUUAAUAUAUCAUCACUAUUCAUGUGAUGGUAUACUCCACUGUAGGAACCUUUGUACUAUCCACCACUUCAAGAUUUGAAGGAUGAUUUACUGUCUGGUGAGAUGCAGAAGGGUGUUAUCUCCAUGUCAAAUGAAUGAGUUAACUCCCUUUUGGCUCUCACGAUAUGUCAUUCAUCUGACGUUUAAAAGAUAUGGUACAAGGUCUGUGGAAAAGUAGGGUUCAAGGGGCUCCAGCACGCCCCACAUUUUUUCAAUUUAUAAAUCAACAGUCUUGCAUAGUCACAUAAAUUUGGACCUUUUCACUGAAAUUGAGCACCCCUCGUGUUGCACAUAUUCAACAGUGCAUAUGAUGGCUGGUGAGGGGAUUAUUUGGCAAAAAUACUUGUCUCAAAAUUCAGGUUGGAAAAAAUAAUAAAAACAUACAUUCAGUUGAGCACAAAAGAAGCUAAAGACGUACUCGUAUUUAUGAAUUCAAGAUCCUUGAUUGUUAAACGAUAUUAUGCGAUCGAGUAUGCUUUUAUAGAUACUGAAGGAAUACUGUACUGUGUUCUUUCCAUCAAUGCACUACUAUUUGAACACGAAGAGAAAUAAAAAGUAGUUAUUCCACAUUUUAAACCAGAAUAAAUUGGAAGUGGUUCUGAUUAUAUACUUCUGGAUUAAUCUUUAAACUGCCAUGAAUGUGCUACCUUCCGAAUAGAAACAUAAUUGGGAAUUUAAAAAAAAAAGUGAAACUGAACCUUAAGCGCAUGUUAGAGUCGUUUCCUGGUAUUCAAUUUAGUAUUAAUGUUGUAUCUUUAUACAUGUAUCUCGAUGUUAAAAAAGUUAAGAAUAAGCAAUGAUCUAAAAAAAACAAAUGACGUUCAUGGUUAGCUUCCACAUUUGCAGUGAAAAAAUAUUUGUUCUAGAAAAGUCACCAUUCGUAUGAGUAAAGAAAAUAUUAAAUGUAUAUUGUAUUUGUGUUACAUGUUAAUAAACAUGAUUGUGAUGAAAAAUACA